AUGCCUGAUAAGAGAAACAGCAUAGUAAAGUUUAAAAAUUUUAAAAAUAAAGUAAAUGUCCCAUUCAUGGUAUAUGCGGAUUUGGAGAGCGUUCUAAAACCUACCGAUGAUCCGAAAAAACCUCAAAAGCAUAUACCUGCUGCCGUUGGGUAUUACUUUAAAUGUUCCUAUGAUGAUUCUAUGUCAUUUUAUCGCUCCUAUCGUGGUUCAAAUUGCAUGGAAUGGUUUGCUGAUGAAAUGAAUCAGCUUGCAGCGGAUGCCUCCACCGUAUUUCUUUGUCCAUAUCCGAUCCAUAUGUCUACAGAUGAUGAGCGAAUGUUUCAGGCUACUACUUACUGUCAUAUAUGUGAGCAACGCUUUUCUAUUAAAGAUAAAAAAGUCCGAGACCAUAAUCACAUGAUUCCGGAAAACAAUUAUCGAGGGGCCGCUCACGAAGGGUGUAACAUCAAUUAUCAAGACACCCACACCAUUCCAGUGGUCUUCCAUAAUUUGAGCGGAUAUGACGCGCAUUUUGUCGUUUCCAGCAUUGCUACACGCAUGAAAGGCUCCAUUGAUCUUCUUCCUAUCACUAAGGAAAAAUAUAUAUCAUUUACUAAACACAUUGAUGAUGCUCAAAUUAAAUUUCGUUUCAUCGAUAGUUUUCGAUUCAUGGCUUCUUCUCUUGAGAAACUUUCUUCGUAUUUGCCCAAAUAUCCAAAUCUUCAUGCUCAAUUUUCAUCUCUUCCCGAGGAGCAGUUCAAUCUUCUUACUAAAAAGGGAAUCAUGCCAUAUGAUUAUAUUGAUUCAUUCGAUCGCUUCAUUGAAACAUGUCUACCGCCUAUAGAGUCUUUUUAUAAUAACCUUGAGGAUAAACCAUGUCCUAGUCGACAUUAUCGUAGAGCCCAAGAAGUCUGGUCAUCCUUCAAUUGUUCCACUCUUGGCGAUUAUGUAGAUCUCUACAUGAAGACAGACAUUCUUCUUCUAGCAGAUGUCUUUGAACAAUUUCGUUCUAGUUGCCUUAAAACUUAUAAUCUUGACCCUGCUCAUUAUUACACUUUACCUGGCUUCACGUGGGAUGCUAUGCUGAAACAUACGAAGCAGGAACUUGAACUUUUAACUGAUCAAGAUAUGCAUUUGUUUGUCGAGCGCGGAAUCCGCGGAGGACUUAGUCAAGUUUGCUCGAAACGUCGCGUUCAUGCUAACAAUAAGUAUAUACCCACUUACGAUUUAUCUAAACCCGAUUCAUACCUUAUGUACUUCGACGUUAAUAAUCAAUACGGCUGGGCGAUGUCACAAUAUCUUCCAUAUGGUGGUUUCGAGUGGGUUGAUGCUAACAUCGAUGUCUUGUCGGUUCCUGACGAUGCUUCUGAUGGGUACUUCCUCGAGGUUGAUUUAGAUUACCCCCACCAUCUCCACAAUCAUCAUAAUGAUAUCCCGUUCUGUCCAGAAUCUCUAAAUCCGAAAACUAUGAAACCACCUUCACGACUAAGAGAACUUACUAAAUUAAUGACCACCUUAAACCCCAAAAGAAAAUAUAUAAUACACUAUCGAGCUCUUAAGCAAGCAUUAACUUAUGGCUUAGUACUGAAGAGGAUACAUCGAGUUUUAAAAUUCAAACAAUCCCCUUGGCUGAAGUCGUACAUAGACCUUAAUACUGAACUUCGAAAAAAUGCUAAGAAUGAGUUUGAAAAAAACCUUUUUAAGUUAAUGAACAACGCUGUCUUCGGCAAGACCAUGGAGAACGUGCGCAAGAGAGUAUCCAUUAAACUUGUGACAAACUGGGAGGGUCGGUAUGGCGCAGAAGCACGAAUUAGUGAUCCAUUGUUUAAAAAUUUAACUAUUUUCAAUGAAAAUUUAGUGGCAAUCGAGAUGAGAAAAGAUGAAAUUUGGCUAAAUAAACCUAUAUUUGUUGGAAUGAGCAUCUUGGAUUUGGCUAAAACCACGAUAUAUGACUUUCAGUAUGGUUAUUUAGCCGAUAGAUUUGGAGAAAACUUCACGACUUGCUACACGGACACUGAUUCAGUAAUAGUAGAGAUACGAGGAGAAGAUCCAUAUGAGACGAUGAAAUAUGACUGCCACAAGUAUUUCGAUACAUCUGACUACGCUGCAGACAAUCCAUAUAAGAUUCCCCAGGUUAACAAAAAAAUUCCAGGCUUGAUGAAAGAUGAGAAUAAUGGUCGCAUUAUGACUGACUACAUAGGGUUGAGAUCUAAAUUGUAUACAACAAAAGUUCUAAUUACAGAUAAUGACAUUACAAAGAAACGAAAAAUGCUACAUAAUGAUGAGUAUGAUGAGGAUGAAAUUGGGGCGAUAAUCAGAAAUUUAGGCGUGACAAAGAAAGCCAAGGGGGUUAAAAUGUGUGUGGUUCAAAAUAAAAUAACUUUUGAUGAUUACGUUAAAUGUCUAGAUUCAUAUCAAUCUAUGUCGAUUCAGCAAAAAUUAAUAAGAUCUAUUAAUCAUGAUGUAUACUCCAUGGUUCAAGAUAAAAUAGGCCUUAACUCAAACGACGACAAAAGGUGUAAAGUUCCAGACACCUACAAUACAUUAGCCUGGGGACAUUACUCUAUAAAUGCUGCACCCAUGGAUGUUGAAUAA
Diabrotica virgifera virgifera (western corn rootworm) is the source of this 2574-nucleotide messenger RNA. RefSeq lists its product as uncharacterized. The record is from RefSeq and is a predicted model, not a curated record. Bases 1 to 2574 code for a protein of 857 amino acids. Gene Ontology annotation, molecular function: nucleotide binding; nucleic acid binding. The transcript has a single exon. Lineage: Eukaryota; Metazoa; Arthropoda; Insecta; Coleoptera; Chrysomelidae.